AUCAGCCAAGGCCCAGGCAGUAAUGGACAAAAGGGGAGGGGAGUGAGGGAGAUUGAGAUAGAGAGAAGCCAGAGAGUACAGCAAGAAGCACACAGCAAAUCCAAGCAGCAGCAGCACAGGGCAGCAGUAGUGAGCUGGGCUCACACAGUGCAGCAGAUUGAGCUGCAAAUAUCUGUCACAGAAGGGACAGCUCCUCACCACCCAGAUCCAGAUUAAAAAGGCAGCUCUGCUUGUAUUAUGACAGCAAAAAUCUGAAGCUCUCCGUUGCUGAUCUGUUCUUUACCAGGUAUUUUUCCCAAGAAAAGCCUUUGACCCAUCUGCAAAAAUGCCAGAACAAAGUAAUGAUUACAGAGUGGUGGUAUUUGGAGCUGGAGGAGUGGGUAAAAGUUCCCUGGUACUACGGUUUGUAAAAGGCACAUUUCGAGAAAGUUACAUACCAACGAUUGAAGACACCUACAGACAAGUGAUCAGCUGUGAUAAAAGUAUAUGUACUUUGCAAAUCACUGACACCACAGGAAGCCACCAGUUUCCUGCCAUGCAGCGUCUGUCUAUAUCAAAAGGACAUGCCUUCAUUUUGGUUUUUUCAGUCACCAGUAGGCAGUCCCUGGAAGAACUGAAGCCAAUCUAUGAACAGAUUUGCCAGAUUAAAGGGGACAUAGAGAGCAUCCCCAUAAUGCUAGUAGGAAAUAAAAGUGAUGAAAGCCAAAACAGGGAACUUGACAGCACGGAAGGCGAAGCAAUAGCAAAAAAAUGGAAAUGUGCCUUCAUGGAGACAUCCGCCAAGAUGAACCACAAUGUGAAAGAGCUGUUUCAAGAGCUUCUAAACCUUGAGAAACGCAGGACUGUGAGUCUCCAGAUAGAUGGCAAGAAGAGCAAGCAGCAGAAACGGAAAGAAAAGCUGAAAGGGAAAUGCGUGGUCAUGUAAAGGUGUAAUUAUGUCAAUGCAAUGAAGUAGUGCUGUACUCGUAGCACUGCAGAAGAUAGACAAACAGCAUGUACAACACUUGCAAAUGCACUAAUAUAUCAUCUAAAAAUAAAUGGCACAUCAUUUCCCAAGGUCACCUCAAAGAGUUUGAGGUACCGAUCCCUAGACAUAAAUACUUUAGUGCAAACUUCAUUUCAAUUUCACGAUGGUUGGUAUCAUCCAAAGGGACUAAAUUAUCAUUUCCAGCAUGUAAUUUGCUACAAAUGAUUACAAAGGAAAUGUAGAUUUUUUUAAUAUAUACAGACUGAAUAUAUUAAAUUGCAUGCAAUAAACAUGCAUUUCAGAAUAACAAUAGGAUAAGAUUAAAUAAGAUACCCGUGUGAUGUUUAAGCACAGGGUUUUAGCUUUUGCAACUAGUCAUACAUUCGCCUUUACUGAGGAAAUUCUAAGCGCAAAUUAUAAAUAUCUGAUCUGUAACUUUCAUGCAUGACAGCACAUAUGAGCAGCAACUUUAUCCAUUUUUAGAACAUAUUUUAUAAAUAUAUGACACCCGGAACAUGAUUUUGUCACAUUUUUGGUUUUUUAUGUUAUUUUAUUACAUUGAAUGUCUUUACCAAAUUAGAUUCUUCUCUUCCAAAUUUCGGACUUUUUAAAGCUGAUGGAAACCUCCCGGUGUAAGCUGGUAUUAAGUGUAGUCAGGUAGUCGCGUUAUUCCCCAGUCAUCAGCUACAGAGCAGGUUCAGGCACACCAGCAGGUCACUUCAAGUGUCAUUGGGGCCUAUUAGUGAAGUCAGAAUAUGGCCACACACAGGCGGAUAGCAGUUGUUUUCCAUCUGCAAUUUAUAGUCAUCUAGUAUGCCUAUCUAUUUUGAAAAAAUCAUUAUCACGUAUCACUGCAAUGUUGUAAGAACAUAUGUACUCACAUUGUGGAAAUUAACCAAUACUAUAGGGAGAUUUAUCAAGUCUUGGAAAGAGAUAAAUCAGAGGAGUUGCCCAGAAAAAAAAAUCACCUUAGAAAUAUCAUUUUACAGGCUGUGCUAGAAUAAUGACAGAAUCUGAUUUGUUGUUAUGAGCAACUUCCCAGUCAUAUCUCUCUCCCAAGAUUUGCUAAAUCUCCCCCCAUGUAUUAUACUGUUAUCUAUUUGAUCAGAUGGGAGGUAUUCAAUUUUCCGACUGCCGGGAUCCUGGUUGUCAGGAUGCCGAUGCUGGAAUCCCGACACCCCGUGAAAUACCGGCAGUCGGAAUCCCCACUCAGGUGGUGGUCCAUGCCACCACCCAAGGGGGAAGAUAACCCUUUGGUUGCCACCAGACCCGAAGCGUGGUGAGCGCACUGAGCCGUGAGGGGACAUGCUUCGCUUGCCCCCGCUAUUCUGGCUGUCGGGAUCCCAGCGUCGGUCUCCUGACCGCCGGGAUAUCAUACUGAACCCGAUCAUAUGACUGGCUUUACUCCAGAGAGCAGUCUAAGUUCUUUUCACAUUUAAGGAAAAAGAAACCUUACAGCUGUUUACUUUAUUUACAUGCAAUUCAGAUGUACUGUAUAAUACAGAAAGCUGUUGACAGAACUGUACAGCCUUUCAGCUCUACAUGAUGAUCUGGCCUAAUGUUUGUUACUAAUACUAAUUAAUAUUAUUGUUGUUAUUAUUAUUAUUAUUAUUACUUAACACCCAAAAUACAACAGCAGCAAAAAUAUAUGGGAAAAAGCACAUGCCUUUUAUACAUUGAAGACGUCAUACAUUGUGCUACACAUAUCUUUUAUUGUUAAGCGUUGCCGGCAGUAGAACUUUGUAGUCCACUGAUUAGCACUGCAUAAAUGUAUGAGUAAAAGAAGUACCCUAAUAGGUUAUUACCUAGAAUAUGAAAUGACAAUUUGCCUCCUAUACAAUGCUAUGUGUUUGAAAAGGGUUAUUUGUUCUUAAAUGUAUAAUGCUAGCAUCAUCACAUCAAUCCUUGUCUUACCAAGAGCUGAUAGACUGGCCAUUAAGGGAUAGAUACUAUAUAUCAGUCUAAGUUUACCUUGGCUGGCAACAUUUCUGUGCUAUUCUAUAUUGCCAAGUCAUCAUGAAUUGAAUUUAAGUUAAUGAAGUGAAUAAUAAUAUAUAGAUUUUUUCAUAUGACAGUGCUGUCCAACUUCUUGGCAGGCUGCAUUGUCUGAAGAUUUAUAGCUUGAGGAACAGAAAAAAUGAAUAAAAUAGAUAUACUCAGUGUAUUGUGUAUAACACAGCAUAAGGUAAAUUAUUUAUUACCAGUUAUUUAUAUAGCGCACACAUAUUCCACAGCACUUUGGAGAAAAUAUUUGGCCAUUCACAUCAGUCCAUGCCCCAGUGGAGCUUACACUCUAUAUUCCCUUUCACAUGUACACACAGACAUUCAUACUAGGGUUAAUAUUUGUUGGGAUCCAAUUAACCUAUCUGUAUAUUUUUGGAUUUUGGGAGGAAUCCGGAGUACCCUGGAGGAAACUCAUGCAAGUACAGGGAGAAUAUACAAACUCCACAGAGUCAGGGCCAUGGUGGGAAUUGAACCCAUGAGUGCUGUGAGGCAGUAAUGCUAAUAACCAUUACACCAUCUGUACUGCCCAACAUUGAUAAUAAAUAGCAUUGGUGGCAUGAAGAGUAAGAACACACAUUGCAUUGUCUGUAUAGCAAGUCACCUAGUACACAGCACAGUAAAAUAGGAAAUAUUUGGAAUGUACGGUAUAGCAAAAAGGUAAAGAUUGUCCCACCUCCACCACAGACAGCCCUGUGAAGCUUAGCAUACACAUUCCAACUAUACAAAGCAAUAUGAGCAGCACAAAAGAUCCUACAUUACACUGGAUCUCCCAUCCACCCUAUACAGCCCCAGACUCAAUAUAAUGGGUACAUUGCAAUAACUCUGCUGUGGCCAUCUCACGGAGCACAAAAAAUGCAGACAAUACAAUGCCAAGUGCCCAGCAAAACAGGUUCUUGCCCAGCAUCAUCAUGAGCAUUAUGCACAAUCUGAUAUCGAGCAUGACAACCUGAUGCAAACCAAUGGCCACCAUCCAACACUCCAAGAGUAUAAAAGUCUCGUGCCCACCAAUGACCUAUACCUAUAUGAUAAUGGCCCGUGUUAGCAUAACUACCUCAGUCCCAUUGAUACAAUAUCCCUGCCUCUCCCCUUACAGACUCUUUUCUAAUAACUUCAAGUCUGCCUAGCACUUUUCUUUGCCCAAUCACAUACCAACUACAGAGUCUUAUGAUAACAUAUCAGCCCUAUGCCUAGCCCCUCUGUUGGCUAGACUUCUCUCUACACAGUUUGGAGUCAAUAAAGAGAGAUGCCACUAUGAAAUACUGAAAUACACAUAAAUAUCAGAUCUUCAGCCAGUGAAACCACUGAGGGUUUCAGCCAGUGAUACCACUUUGAUGUACUGCAGUUAAGGCUGUAGCCACUGUUUCAUCUAUUGAAAGUGCAGUUUGCUGUUUCCAUACAUAGCGAAACCAGUGAGAAGUUGUCUUGCAGUACUGCGGGGAGUAAAAGAUGGCACUAUGGCUUCCACCAAUUGGACAGCUCUCUCAUAUUGUAUAGAGAAGAAGCGCUACAUUUCCAUGUGGUAAAAUGAUUAUCUGAUUUCUAAUAUAACACAUUUUUGGAACUGAUAAGAUCACAGUACAACGUUAAAUUUUAGUACUUUAUUGUAAUUGUUUUUGGUGUUGAUACAUCAAAUCUGUACCCUGGAGGCAAUUAAUACAUUUUGAAAACAUUAAAGACACCAUUGUUUUAGUGGUGUUCUGGAGGUACAAUACACUAACAUAAAUCAGGUAGUAAGUUAAAAACACUGUUUCAGCUACAAACUGAUGAUUAGUUAAUAAAUACUAAUUACUACAAUUUCACAACUUUUAUAGCAUGGCAUUCAGUAUAUAUGAUCAGCUCUGUAUAGUAAUAUGAUCUCUAUGAUAAAGCACAAUGAGGAAAAAGUUGGAAGGCCUAUACCUGUAGUGUGCAUCUAUUCCAACAACUAUUCCUAGAAUGAAACUAUUUUAAAGCAUGUUAUAUGUUAUAUUAUAACAGGAUGGCUGACAGGUCUGAGUUGACAGAUGAUAGCUUUGUGGUACUAUUUAAAUUCUACCAAUUAAGGCUACAUUAUUCUUCUGCAGUAAAACUAGCAAAAUGGCCAGUGGAAGUUCAAGAACUGUUCUUAAAUUCCACAGAACACAGCUGUGUUUAGAUGCCAUGCAUUGGCUAUUUCCAAAACUAUUUCACAAGUAAGAAGAAAUUUUCAGAGCUUCUAGCUUGCCACUAUAUAUUCCUUAUAUGGUAUAAUAAGAGCUGAAAUGACAUUUGAUGUUUGCCAUUCACCAAUCAUUUCUUGACCAAAUGCAAAGGUACUUAUUUUCAAGGUCUUUUUGUUGUCUGGAAGAAUUGCUGAUGGUAAGUUGGCCGCAUCUGUACCGAAAACAUGCAUUCACCAAAAAAAACACAAUUGCAUGCAUGUGGACCAUUGCUACUCUUGCAAAAUAUGUGUAGGUCUCAUUAGCAAUUGCACCAGGUUUAUGUUAGGUAAACGUCACACACACCAACUUCCAAGCUUUAAACUGUUUUGUUUAAAAUACACAUUCACUAUUAGUCUACUAUAAUACUUAAAUUGUUGGACCAGUAGAUGGAGAGUUUUAUUUUUUUGCUAAAUCAUGGACAUAAAAACUCUUUAUAUCCACGAGCAACAAAGAAAGCACCUGUGUUAGUGGCGUACUGACAUCGGCCAAUCACAAGCAGUUCGCAAACGCUGGUGACUGCCAUCAUUAGUAUAUUUGCAAAUGCUCUUGAUCACCAAUAAAUAAUAUGCCUUUCACAAAUGUAUAAUUUCUUUGUGCUAGUCUGCAUGUGUUCGCAAUUGUGCAAAUAUGCCCUCACAGAUUUCAGUCUAGGUUAAAAUGCCCCUCCGCUACAUCAUCUUGCCUCUCCAGAUGCAAGAGGGCGUAAGGUCCAGAACCACAUAAACCUGCAUAGGCACAAAUUGGUGUAGUUCUCUAUCUGCAUCAGUCUUACUAUGCCCUGGUAACAUCUUAAAUAAGGAUUAUUGAUUUGUUUCACAUGCCAUUUGUCUAAGUCCUAAAACAAUAUUUUGGGACCUACAUUUGUGAAUAUCUUAUGUCCAUGUGUAUAACCAAAAAUAUCUGGGCCCCAUAGCAUAAUUGUAAUGAGAUUUUAUAGUCGCCAUCAUACCAUUAUACACCUGCUCCACCCCCAUCCAAUAUGCAAUAGGGCAAAGAACUUAUUCCAUUAGUAACAACAUUAGUCUGAUUUGUAUAUACGGUCAUUUUAUCCCCAUUAUUUUCCAAAUCAGUUUGUACUUUAUGGCACAUUUUUUUAUGUGGGAAAGUUUCCCCCUAUUGUGCUUCCCUAAAGCAGAGGCAACAUUUACAUAAUGUAUGUACUAUCGGCAGUAAAUACAAAGGAUUUGUAAUACUUUGGAGCACUUAUGUAAAUAAAUAUGUAAAAGAAGAACAGAUAUUUAACAAAAAGCAAAAAUGCAUCAAAACGUUUUAUGAUGAAAGUAGUUUUGACAGGACUCAUAACUUACAUAUUUUUUGUAUAUUUUUUUAUUCAUGCUUUUAGAAGAUUAACAACAUAAACUAAUAAUCGGAUUCUGGACAACCAUUCACAAUUACAUCAUUCUCAAUCAAAUCAAUUAUUAAAGCCAUCUAUAUAUUUGUCUUGCAUGGAUACACGCAAGGCCACUAAGCAAUAUUAUAUAUGAACCGGUAAAUCCUAUCAUAUUUUAUACCCUUGUAUGGUUAUUGUAGUUUUUGAGUACUUUUAUGCAUAGAGUAUGCUGGUCAAAAUGAUUGUUAUGCUAUCAUUGGUACAAAAUGCUUAUUUUGGUAGUAAUGACAAUAAAUUGUAGAAAAUAUAAAAUAAUAUACAGCUUUAAUAUAUUUUAUGUUUUUUCCCUUUAUGGAAUGUAUGCAAAUGGACAAAGGGUCUUUAAUGUGUAUAUAAACCAUUGGAUAUAUUGAACAUGUAAGAUGAAUGGAUAAUUUUAACACAAGAGCAUGAUAUUUAUUAUACUACAUGGUAGCAUUCAGAUUGUAUUUAUUGUUGAAAUGUCAUCUAUUUUACUCAAUAUACAGAUUAAAAGUCAUCUGUGCCUA
Messenger RNA from Pseudophryne corroboree (corroboree frog), 7029 nucleotides. It is a transcript of the gene DIRAS2, whose product is annotated as DIRAS family GTPase 2. Gene Ontology annotation, biological process: signal transduction. Lineage: Eukaryota; Metazoa; Chordata; Amphibia; Anura; Myobatrachidae. Gene Ontology annotation, cellular component: plasma membrane. The transcript is spliced from 2 exons. The record is from RefSeq and is a predicted model, not a curated record. Gene Ontology annotation, molecular function: GTPase activity; GTP binding; GDP binding. The coding region runs from base 326 to 925 and encodes 199 amino acids.